AUGGCCGCACCUCCGCCGCGGCGUGAUCCUAACGCAAAUGUACCGCCAGCGCGUGAGAUGAAAGGCAAGACCAAGUUUUCACAAUGGACGGAAAAAAUGUUUGACAAGGGCACCAAGGUGUCGGACUUUUUCUCAGGGUACGCGAACGGCGCGUCCAACUGGCUCGGCGGAGAGCGGUUUUGGCCUGCGACUGGCGAUUUUCCCCUUGAGGUUGAAAAGUGCGCGCGAAUACUUCGCAACUUUACGCGAGAGGGUAUCCCGGUGAAGGAGAGAUUGGAAUCGGAAGGGAAGAAGAAGCUCCUCGAUCGCGAAGUGGUGAAAAAGAUUCCACCGCAAGUGAUCCGCAACGCAAAAGGUCUGUGCAUCUACUCGAGUAUGAAGAGUGGUAUAGCACCGUUUGGUGGUAUGGGAGGUUCGGGCUUGCUGGUAGGCCGCCUUCCGGACGGAUCGUGGUCGCCGCCUUCGUGCAUUUUGCCGAACAACACGACUGCGGGUUUGAUGCUAGGACUUGAUAUUGCAGAUAUCAUCCUUGUCAUCAACACAGAUGAGAUGCUGGAAUCGUUCAAGUCGCACAAGUUUUCCUUAACGAUAGAUACUGCUGCAGCUGCCGGCCCAAUGGGAGCUUCGUAUUCGGGCAGCCUGGACAUUAAAAAGAAGCCGGCGCCAAUAUUCUCCUACGUGCAUUCCCGCGGCUUUUACGGAGGAAUUGAAGUGGCAGGACAAGCAUUCCUCGAUCGGUUUGACGAGAACGAACGCGUGUAUUACUGGCCAGGGAUCAAAGCGGGGGACAUUCUUGCAGGGAAAGUUAGGAUUCCAGACAGUGCAAAGCCGCUCAUGGAAGCUUUAUAUGAGGCUGAGACGGGUAUUGCGCAAGGCGGCGUGCUCGAAUUGAUGGGACCUGUGGAUUUGCCAACCGGUCCUGAUACGAGUGCUUUACUGGAUGAAAAGAUGGCCGUGCUUAAGGAUGGCGAAAAGAUUCAGUUACCACCCACACCGGCUCAACUGGAAGCAAUGGAGAUGAGCGGGUUUAAGGAUGAACAUGACGAGGCAAUUGAACGCAAGGAGCGAGAAGCUAUUCGCAAUUUGCCUCCUCCUCCGAGGCACCCUGGGACUAGUGCUACCUCGAUAAGAAAGGCUCCGCCGGUUGCCGGAGAAACAGAUGUGCUUAUCGAAAAGCUUGAAGAGAACCCUACCAAACAAGACGCUGUUAAGAGUAAUGGUGACGACAAGACAGACACUCAUGAAAGCGAUGCUAUACAACCUAAGGAUGUAGCGAACGAAGAGACUCUUGCCAAAACUACAAUGAGUAUCACAAACUAG
Malassezia vespertilionis is the source of this 1320-nucleotide messenger RNA. RefSeq lists its product as uncharacterized. The coding region runs from base 1 to 1320 and encodes 439 amino acids. The transcript has a single exon. Gene Ontology annotation, molecular function: phosphatidylinositol binding. The record is from RefSeq and is a predicted model, not a curated record. NCBI's taxonomy places the organism in Eukaryota, Fungi, Basidiomycota, Malasseziomycetes, Malasseziales, Malasseziaceae.